Messenger RNA from Aspergillus alliaceus, 2710 nucleotides. RefSeq lists its product as uncharacterized. Gene Ontology annotation, biological process: DNA-templated transcription; regulation of DNA-templated transcription. The transcript is spliced from 6 exons. Gene Ontology annotation, molecular function: zinc ion binding; DNA binding; DNA-binding transcription factor activity, RNA polymerase II-specific. NCBI's taxonomy places the organism in Eukaryota, Fungi, Ascomycota, Eurotiomycetes, Eurotiales, Aspergillaceae. Gene Ontology annotation, cellular component: nucleus. The coding region runs from base 322 to 2613 and encodes 763 amino acids. The record is from RefSeq and is a predicted model, not a curated record.
AAGCACCCAACAGCGUAGUCGGGUUUUCGCCAAUGGCGAAAGCAUUCAGAAGAAUGCCCAAAACGGUCGCAGGAACCAGGUCCCUCAUUAGAAGUACAGGGAUUACUGGAUGGUUUUCCUGUUUACCUACCAGACAUUGUCACACACUAUGCAGGUCAUUAUUCCCACCUCGAUUCGGGCCGAGUGCGCGAGGGCCCCGAAGUAUGGCAGAAAAAGCCACCGGCGGUGAUUGAAGCGGUGAGACAACUCGAGACUCAGUCCGACUCUUUGAGAUCCUUCAUCUCUCCUAUUGCCAAACAUAUAUCCACGGACUAUUGCGAUAUGCAAGCAGGCUCGCUUACACCGAAUCAGAACGUGCAACACUCUAUAACCGCGUGCCAGAGUUGUCGAGAUCAGAAACUCCGAUGUAGCCGGGAACGUCCUUCAUGCGCUCGGUGCGAGCGGUUGCAAACCCGUUGUAUAUAUCCCAGUCCCGCAGUUCGCCGGGGUCGGAAAUUGCGCCGUAGCUCUCGCGGCGUGCGCCAGGUAGCCCGCCCUGACCAACGUGGGUAUCGUGACAAUGCCUCCGCUUCUGGCGCACAAGAGACUACUGUCAGCUCAAGCUUUCGCCUCAACAAUCUGGCUUCCUCUCACUGUAGGGAAAUUCAAAAUGAAGAGGGACUCGCUUGGCCGAAUAGCGAAGCACAAGAGGAGCUUAUCAGCUCAACCCCACACUCUGCGGCUCGAACUAGCCACCUUACAGACGGGCUCGAGUCCAUCAAUAUUUCUUCUCAAUCAUACCCAACUCACCUGCAAAACACGAGUUUGAUGCAAGAGGGAUUAAUACCUGAUGUAGACCAGCCGCCUCUGCCACCUCGAGCCCUUGGGCUGUCCCUACUAGACAUUUAUUUCACGCGAAUAUACAAUGCAUCCGUUCUCUUUUGUAAAUCUACCCUAUUCCAGCAAUAUCUCGACGAAAAGGUCCCUGGGGUCCUUCUCAAGGCUUUAUUUGCGUUGGCGACGUUAUUUCUUGCUCGGGAAAACGAAGACAAUGAUGAGGAACCGAUCGCAUGGUCGGAAUUGAGACUUUUGAGCGCAUAUUCAUCCUGCGGGCUUCCAUGGGCAAAGUCGGCUUUAAGGGAAGCUAUGUCAUCGAUCUGCAUAGAACCAUCUCUGACGCUUCUGCAAGCGCUUCAUUGCUUACAACUGUAUUUGUUUGGGAUCGGUGAACCGAGAACUGGUCAUAUAUGUCUUGCAAUGGCCUACCGUUCGUGUGAUCUCCUUGGAUAUAACAAAAAGAUCGUUGAUGGGAUGGAAACGUCCUACAUCUCGCUUGAAUCAGAGCUUCAGCGGCGAUGUUUUUGGGCAUGCUGGAUAUCUACAUGUAUAGUAAUGGAACCGGAGCCGUACGUCAGAUCAUCCUGGCAAGAAGCCUCGAUGAUCCCACUUCCCGCUGCUAUAUCACAUGUAGUUUCCGGUCACAAGAUUAUUAUGGGUGAGACGAUGGACCAUAAUUGGUGCUCAAGCCUGGUGGGAUCUCAGUACAAGAAUACUCGCUCUCCUGUAGCGGCAGCAUUGUUGGUCAAAAUGGUCGGUGUGUGGGCCAAAGUUCAGCUCAUGGUUCGCGAUUGCGCUUCCUCCAGCAUUGCCCAGCAUCUCGAUUCACUGCAAAGACUCUCACGCUUGGCAACCUCAGUCUUUGAUACUACAAUAGCCAACGGGGAUCCAGAAAACUCUCGCAGCGUCCAUGGCGUGGAGAGCACCCCUCUGGUACUAUUCAUCAAAGCCCUUUACCACCAAUGCCAAAUCACUCUGCAUUCAAUGGUCGUUCCUUUAUUUUCUGGUCUUCGCUGUGAGCCCACGAUAGACUCCGAAACUGUGAAGCAAAGUGCCGAGAUUGUUAUAGAACAAGUCGGUAUGUUCGAAGCACUAUUAGCUCCUUAUAUGUAUGGGAAAGGUGAUGCCACGCUUCUACCGCCUUUUGUAGGCUAUGGUGCUUUUAUCACAGGUAGUGUUUCCUUGGCCAUUGAGAUCUCCUGCAAAUGCAAACAAUCGCAAAGAAUAGGCCACGGCUCGCAUCCAGAGAGUCAUGGAUUAUCGGUUGUGAAGGGGACUCUUCGUUUACUCAACACACUGCGAGUUUAUUGGAGGGCUUUACACCAUUCUUGGGUGACGCUUGAUGCUGCACUGCAGCUCCAUUUAUCUAGCUGCAGAUCACAAAAUGAGCAGACCGGUCCACACGCCACUAGAGUCUCCGGUUGUAACCCAUCAGAGACUAAUCCACUGUUGUCGGACCCUCUACCAUCAAAAACUACGGAGAACGUGCGGCCUAAUGCCCAUGAAAGACUGUCAUCGCCGACAGGCCCCUCGCACGAAUAUCAGGGCCCCUUGGUGAGCGACCGGAGCGUUAUAGAAGUCGAUACUACACCACAGGUUCCACAGUCAAUCAUAUCUAAUGACUAUGAUCUCGAUCAAUUUAAUACAGAGCCCGUUAGUACGACAUUCACAACCCGUUCCAGUAUAGUUCAGGAUGAUGCCUGGUAUAAUCUGUCUUUUGCGGAAGCCGGGGUCGAGGAGUUUGCAGGCUUCGGACCCUUACACAUGUUCCAACAAGGGUGGAGGAUCUUUAGUUGAGCAAUGAUCCAUUGAUUUUGUAUUCUUGUACAGCUAGCAUUUGUUCCGUGAGAGGUUGGACUAGUCAGCUUCAGAAGUAGAUUCAAUUGUCAACCAC